AUGAUCAAACCAAUUGUCCUCCACAUUGGUGAUGAUAUCCGCUGGAAUCAUGACCAAUACAGCCAGUUCAAAGAUACCUUCGAUGUUCGCCGGUCCUACAGCAUGUCUCGGCCAGAGUUUAUCCGAGCCCUAAAAGAGCGCCAAUUUGGUGACUGCUUCGCCAUCUACCGCCCAUUUUGGAAUACCGGAUGUGAGAUGGGGAACUGGGAUGAGGAGCUUAUCUCGCUUCUCCCAAAUUCCUACAAGGUUUAUGCCAGUGCCGGCGCCGGGUUUGAUUGGGUUGACACUGCAGCUUUAGCGAAGAAGGUCCUCCUCGCUGUUUCAGACUGCGUGAUGAUUGCGACGCCAUUCAGCGGCGAGACACUCCUCGAUGUAUCUCUGAUGGCGAAGAUGAAGACCGGUUCACGACUCAUAAACAUUGCCCGGGGCAAGCUGCUUGAUGAGAAUGCUCUUGUUGAUGCUCUGCGGGGUGGUAAGCUCGCUGCUGCUGGAUUGGAUGUGUACUAUGACGAGCCGCGCGUUAGCCCGGAGCUUGCAGCCAUGAAAAAUGUUUAG
This is a messenger RNA of Penicillium digitatum Pd1, 555 nucleotides long. NCBI's taxonomy places the organism in Eukaryota, Fungi, Ascomycota, Eurotiomycetes, Eurotiales, Aspergillaceae. The record is from RefSeq and is a predicted model, not a curated record.